AUGACUGCUAGGUUUUCCUUUUAGCAUUUUCAGCUGUCCCCCAGUAAGACACAUACAAGUGAUGCAGAUUCUAGAACACCUGACUCUACUCUGCCAGUGAACUUAUACCAUAUGCAGCAGUAUUAACAUCCAAUAUGAACCAGCUAUUGAAUUCAGGGGUUCCGUGGAUAAUUCUUCAAACGGUCAAUAAACUAUGGAUGGUUCUUAAUACUGUGAUGCCUAGAAGGCUGUGGGUAAUGACAGUUAAUGCACUUCAACCUUCAAUAAAGUUUGUACGACAACAAAAGUAUACUCAGAAUGACCUGAUGAUAGAUGCUCUUAUUGUUCUAAGAUGUGAUCAGAGGGUACACAGAUGCCCCCCACUGAUGGAUAUUACUCUAUACAUGCUGAAUGGAUAUAUUCUUGCAUCCAAAGUCUACCUUAGUGCCCAUCUGAAGGACACAGCAGAGCAAGAUAGGCCUUCCCAGAAUAAUACAGUAGGUUUAGUUGGACAAACUGAUGGCCCAGAAGUUACCAGAGAAGAAUUGAAAAAUGCAUUACUGGCUGCUUAGGUAAUAAAGUAAAAUUUAGUCAAAAAGGGCAAAGGUUUCCCUGUUAAUAUCAUCAGUUAAAUAGAUGGCAUCGGGCCGGCCCCGUGGCUUAGCAGUUAAGUGCACGCGCUCCGCUACUGGCGGCCCGGGUUCGGAUCCCGGGCGCGCACCCACGCACCGCUUCUCCGGCCAUGCUGGGGCCGCGUCCCACAUACAGCAACUAGAAGGAUGUGCAGCUAUGACAUACAACUAUCCACUGGGGCUUUGGGGGAAAAAUAAAUAAGUAAAAUUAUAUAAAAAAAAAAUAGAUGGCAUAUUAUGCCCUCUAUGUACAAUGGUGACAUAUUGUGCAUUCCUUUUAUUACAGAAUGUAUUAUAAUGGUGUUGCCUUUGUUUCUGAGUAUCAGAUGUACUAUAUUACUAAAAUCAAGAACAAUCUUCAUGA
Messenger RNA from Diceros bicornis minor, 975 nucleotides. RefSeq names its product integrator complex subunit 2-like. The transcript is spliced from 3 exons. The coding region runs from base 135 to 551 and encodes 138 amino acids. Lineage: Eukaryota; Metazoa; Chordata; Mammalia; Perissodactyla; Rhinocerotidae. The record is from RefSeq and is a predicted model, not a curated record. Gene Ontology annotation, cellular component: integrator complex. Gene Ontology annotation, biological process: snRNA 3'-end processing.